UUUAUUUUUAAUAGCUAAUAUAAUUUACUUUUUUCUUUUUGGUUAUUUAUUUUCUCUCGUCUUCUCUCCUUAUUGGUUUUUUUUCUCUCAUAGUCGCUCUCCCUCUCCUCUCCCUUUGAGAAAUCCCUAACUCUUUGCUCUUCUCUUCCCGGCGAUCUAUCUCUCCGAUUUGGGUAUUGAAAUGGCAACUCCUAUGGUUGAAGAUACGUCAAGCUUCGAAGAGGAUCAGCUUGCUUCCAUGUCCACCGAAGAUAUCACUAGAGCUACUCGUCUUCUCGACAACGAGAUUCGAAUUCUCAAGGAAGACGCGCAAAGAACAAAUCUAGAAUGUGAUUCUUACAAGGAGAAGAUUAAGGAGAAUCAGGAGAAGAUUAAACUCAACAAGCAGCUGCCUUACUUGGUUGGCAACAUUGUCGAGAUUUUGGAGAUGAAUCCAGAAGAUGAUGCUGAGGAAGAUGGUGCAAAUAUUGAUCUUGACUCGCAACGGAAAGGAAAAUGUGUUGUGUUGAAAACGUCUACACGGCAGACCAUCUUUCUACCAGUUGUUGGACUCGUGGAUCCUGAUAGUUUGAAACCUGGUGACUUGGUUGGAGUUAACAAAGAUAGCUACUUGAUUUUGGAUACCUUGCCAUCCGAGUAUGACUCUAGGGUUAAAGCCAUGGAGGUCGAUGAAAAACCAACUGAAGAUUACAAUGACAUUGGAGGACUAGAGAAGCAGAUCCAAGAGCUUGUAGAGGCAAUUGUGCUUCCCAUGACGCACAAGGAACGUUUUGAGAAGCUGGGUGUUCGUCCACCAAAGGGAGUGCUCUUGUAUGGUCCCCCAGGGACUGGUAAAACUUUAAUGGCUCGUGCCUGCGCAGCACAGACCAAUGCCACCUUCCUUAAAUUGGCAGGCCCUCAAUUGGUCCAGAUGUUCAUUGGAGACGGAGCAAAGCUUGUCCGUGAUGCCUUUCAACUUGCCAAAGAGAAAGCUCCGUGCAUUAUCUUCAUAGAUGAAAUCGAUGCCAUUGGUACAAAGCGUUUCGACAGUGAAGUCAGCGGAGACAGGGAAGUGCAGAGGACUAUGUUGGAGUUGCUCAAUCAACUUGACGGAUUCAGUAGCGAUGAACGUAUUAAGGUGAUUGCAGCUACUAACCGUGCAGAUAUUCUGGACCCAGCACUCAUGCGUUCUGGUCGAUUAGACAGAAAGAUUGAGUUCCCACACCCAACCGAAGAAGCGAGAGCAAGAAUCUUGCAGAUUCACUCAAGGAAGAUGAAUGUCCACCCAGACGUCAACUUUGAGGAGCUUGCACGAUCAACAGAUGAUUUCAAUGGAGCUCAGCUGAAAGCAGUGUGUGUAGAGGCAGGCAUGUUAGCUCUUCGCCGUGAUGCCACAGAGGUGAACCAUGAAGACUUCAAUGAAGGUAUCAUCCAAGUCCAGGCCAAGAAGAAAGCAAGCUUGAACUACUACGCCUGAUCUCUCUCUCUCAUCAUUUAUUUUUAUCAAUGCCGUUUAUCUUUCAACUAGUUUUACUUGUACCCUCAUUCCGAUUUGGAUCUUUUUAAGUUUUCGAAUCAGGAUCAUCUAUUAUAUCAAAAUACAUUUAAUUGUGUUCAUCUUCUUCUGAAAACAAGUUUGGAAAUUUAGAAAUCUUAGUAUCUCUAUAGUAUUGGUUCAUGGUAUAUAGACCUAUUCUAAAAUUAUGUUUUCUUUCAGAAAUUUUUAA
Messenger RNA from Arabidopsis thaliana (thale cress), 1706 nucleotides. It is a transcript of the gene RPT5A, whose product is annotated as regulatory particle triple-A ATPase 5A. Gene Ontology annotation, biological process: embryo sac development; pollen development; proteasomal protein catabolic process. Bases 182 to 1456 code for a protein of 424 amino acids. Lineage: Eukaryota; Viridiplantae; Streptophyta; Magnoliopsida; Brassicales; Brassicaceae. Gene Ontology annotation, molecular function: ATP binding; ATP hydrolysis activity. The record is from RefSeq and is marked reviewed. Gene Ontology annotation, cellular component: nucleus; cytoplasm; proteasome complex. The transcript has 10 exons.